AUGCCGAAGGGCCAGGCAUUGCAAAACGAUUUGCAGGUGGGUCCUGAUAAUCAACAAGCACCCAGAACUACAGUGACACAGAGUUCUGGUGCUUCUGGCAUGUCUGGGGCUAAUGUUGAUAUAUCCAGUAGAAGUAAAGAUACUCAGAAUCUACAGGCAAACAUCCCUAGAAUGUGGCUGCCACCUGAACGCUGUAGUGUAUGCAAUCAUGUGAACGACUAUGGUUUUAAUUUUUGUCAAUCAUGUGGUCGAGACAAUCUAGGACAACAGACUGGACUAGAUAAUGGAGACGACUAUAUUGUAGAAAAGCGUUUAGAUUACUUAAAUCUUAUGAUUUCCAGUUCAGAAUACAUGAGAAAAAAGUCUGCUUUAGAAAAACAAUUUGAACUGUUUCUAAAAUCUUUGGGAAAAUGCGUUCUGACAGCCACUCCUAGGGAUGUUACACGAUUUUUUGUUCUCAAGGAUGGAAAAGGGAAAACCCAGAUUCAUGAUUUGAAUUGUAAAAAUUUGGGGAAGUUUGGUACUUUCACUUGUAACUGCCCUUGUAGAUUAGCUGCUGGCACAGUUAAGUCAUAUUUAGGACAAUUGAAAUCAAUCUUUGAAUUAAGUGGAAGGGGGGAUAAAUGGUAUGAUGCCACAUCAGGUGGAAAUCCUGCUUGUAGUUUGGAGGUGAAAAACUAUUUGAAAGCCAUUCAGUUAGAACAAGCAAAAUCUCAUGUGCAGCAAAAACAGGCAAAGCCAUUAUUUCUAGGGAAGUUGAAAUCGGUAUGUGAAUAUUUGGAUGCUAGAUUACAAAAUCCAAGUUUAUCUUUAGCUGAGAAGUAUGUUGUUUUAAGAGACCAGGCAUUCUUUAAAUUGCAGUAUUUUUCAGGUGAUCGUGCUAAUGACCUUGGACUUGUCCUUAUUCAGGAAGUUAAAAGGUUUCAGGGUAGUUCUGGUAUUAUAUUUUCCCAUACUGUUGGGAAAACAUUGGGAAAUGGUAAGGUUAACGAGUUUUCAGUCUUUAGAAUGGAGGAUAAGGUUAUAUGUCCUGUUUUUGCUUUGGAGAGGUAUAUUGAGGGAGCCAAAAAUCUUGGGGUGACGAUUGAAACUGGUUAUCUUUUUCGUACUUUGAAUUUAAAUAGAACUAUGGUGUUAGAUAUGCCUGUUUCAUCAAGUACAAUGAAUGAUAGGUUGAAAAAAUAUCUUACAAAGCUUUGUUUGUAUGAGGGUGAAACCCCCCAUGGGAUUCGUGGGGCAUGUGCAAUAACAAUGGCACUAUCAGGGAUAAACACGCAUGACGCCAUGGACCAUAUAGGUUGGUCAUCAAAUAGCUCUUUCAAGAGAUAUAGCAGAAUUUCAAAGAUGGUUGGUAGAGGAUCAGUUGGCUCUUUGAUGAGGCAUAUUGUCCAAAAUAAUAAUCCUGUUGAAUCUGUAUUUGAGUCUCUAAGUACAACAAAAGAUUUUUGAGUUAGGCACCAUGUUUUUUGGUUUAAAUGUAUAGUGUUACGAUUUUUGUAAUCCUUGGGAAAUAACUUCAAAAAUUUUAACAUCAAGAAUUUGAUAAAUUUUAACAUUUAGAAUCUAAUAAGAUUUUCUAUCUAUAUACUGAGAGAAGUUUGUUUUUACAGAUGUUUGCUGGUGAUUGUUUCCUUAAUAUUUUCAAGGUCCUUUGUUCAUGUACUAAAUUUCUACUUUCUUUUAUGUUUAUUUCAAAGGUUAAUAUUUUGCAACAUUAAUAUGAUUUUUUCAAUAUGUUUUAAAUUAUUUUUGUGUUGGACCAUCUUGAAGAACUUUUAUAGUACAUGAUUUUCCCGGUAUAUUUUACUUUUCCGGAGCAUCUCGGUUAUUAUGGUUAUCUUGAAGCUCUGCAGCAAACAUCUUUAUUAUAAAAGUAUAAUGGAAAAGUUUUGAUAAUAAAAUAUUUCAUUCUAGGGUGUGAUACUUUGAUGAUUUUAUUUAUCUCCCUUAGAUUAUAGUCUGUACAUGUUAGUUUAUUUUUUGUGAUACAAUAAGAAAACUAUGUGUUGGGGACUGAAUAUCAUACUGAAAUCUACAAUGUAUCUUUGAUAUGAAUCUUUAUUACAUGAAUGUU
Molecule: messenger RNA, 2074 nt
Organism: Mytilus californianus (California mussel)
Lineage: Eukaryota; Metazoa; Mollusca; Bivalvia; Mytilida; Mytilidae
Exons: 3
Coding region: 1-1449 (482 amino acids)
Biological process (GO): mRNA transcription; DNA integration; DNA recombination
Cellular component (GO): nucleus
Molecular function (GO): DNA binding
Source: RefSeq, a predicted model, not a curated record